Molecule: messenger RNA, 519 nt
Organism: Striga asiatica
Lineage: Eukaryota; Viridiplantae; Streptophyta; Magnoliopsida; Lamiales; Orobanchaceae
Source: the annotation of a GenBank genome assembly
AUGGCCGUCCCGGGGCCGAGAUUGUCGGCGACUCUGACCGAAGGAAGACCGCCGUACGAUGCCGCCUAUCAUCACCAUAGCGCCGCCCGUCUGAAACUCCGACCAGCUCCGCACUUUCGAAAUUCAGAUCGAACCUCCCCAGCUCCGCCAUCCGCCCACCCGUCGUCGUUCAAAAUUUCAACCGCCUUCUCCCAGCCGCACCUCCGCCCAUCUCCGUCCAUUCGAAGAAUCAGCCGCACCUUCGCCAUUCAAAGGUUCAGCAGCACCUCCGUCCGUUCAAAGGUACGGUCGCCACCUCCACCCGUUCAGACUGCCACAAUUGACGGCGUUCAGCCGCUAUUCAUCACUAGACCAAUUAUGCCAUCGAGGAGGCAACCUCUGCUUUGCCGCGGACGUCCCCUGAAUAGUCGGAGUAGCUUAGCAGCGGAGGUCAGGCAGAGGGAUGAAGGCGCGGCGGUGGCUGCGGUGGGUUUGGAGCCGCGUACAUGGGUGGCGGAUGUCGGUGCCGGAAUAUGGUGA